Molecule: messenger RNA, 679 nt
Organism: Prorocentrum cordatum
Lineage: Eukaryota; Dinophyceae; Prorocentrales; Prorocentraceae
Source: the annotation of a GenBank genome assembly
AGCCGUUUGUGCUGAGCGCAUUUGUUCGAGAGCCGCAGGCGUCCCCCGGGCUGCUCUUCAGAGGCGGCCGCCCGCUUCGCUGGCAGACAUGGCCCCCUCCGCGUCCCAGUCCCAGGCCUGCAGCUGCGGCGGGUACCACGCGACGUGCCGCAUGCGCGACAUGGCCACGAAGUUAGCCGCGGACCCCCCGGCGAAGGCGACGAAGGAGAAUGGGUUCGACAGGAUGGUGAGCAGCGCGUCCACCACGGCCUCCCAGUCCGACCACGCCGCCUCCCCUUCCUCCUUGAGGGCGGGUGCGGCCGGAGACGUGCUCUUCAUUCCCGCCGUCGGGAACGAGAACAGCAGCGAAUCCGUCCUCGGCGGCGGCGGCGUGUGCGCGUGCGGCGGCUUCCACCGUGCCUGCCGCCUGCGCGACACGGUGCUGGUCGACCCGGCCCAGCCGCCCCCCGCACCAGACCCCGUUCUCGGCGCUGGGAGGCCGUCGCCGAAGGCUGGGGGGCCGUCGAGCGCCGCCGUGGUCGGCGGCGAGGCGUGCAGGUGCGGGGGUUACCACCGCGCCUGCCGGCUGGGCCCAGCCGGCGAGGCGCCGGCGCCGGCGCCAGCCGAGCCCGCUCCUGCGGCGGUCGAAGGCGGCGUCGGCAGCGCUGCCGUCGCGGGCACGGCGGCUUGCAGGCGCGGC